Messenger RNA from Halteromyces radiatus, 2025 nucleotides. Its product is annotated as Endonuclease/exonuclease/phosphatase. Bases 1 to 2025 code for a protein of 674 amino acids. Gene Ontology annotation, biological process: signal transduction; phosphatidylinositol dephosphorylation. Gene Ontology annotation, molecular function: phosphatidylinositol-4,5-bisphosphate 5-phosphatase activity. The transcript has 9 exons. The record is from RefSeq and is a predicted model, not a curated record. Lineage: Eukaryota; Fungi; Mucoromycota; Mucoromycetes; Mucorales; Cunninghamellaceae.
AUGGAAACAAACACCGAAGCAUACCUUUAUCAUGAUCCUACAAAAGAAAAUAAUUGGGUAGAAGAAGUUUUGAAUGGAUUGGGUCAAAGAAGAAACAGUUAUUACAAGGUCGCCUCUUUACAAUUAGUCACCAUAUUGAUUAUAGUCAUUGCGAAAAAGAGUCAUCAGCCAUAUAUCUCUGAAGUGGAAUCACGUUACUGUGGGGUUGGAUUGAUGAAUAUGAUGGGUAAUAAAGGUGGAUGUGCUGUACGAUUCCGAUUCCAUGAUUCUUACUUUUGCUUUGUAACAAGUCAUCUUGCUGCAUUUGUUGCCAAUUCUGAACGCCGAAAUCAAGACUUUACUGAAAUUUCAAAGCGACUGAUGUUUACUCAACAAGCUGAUAAACUCACUGAAUAUGUAACUCAUUCUUGGAAUAGUGGUGGUGAUGAAGGUGUUGCGUACUUGGAGCACAAGGGUGUUACUAAUGAUUGGUCAGCAGAAGCUUCGAUAUUCCAUGCAGAUCACCUUAUUUGGAUGGGAGAUCUCAAUUAUCGUAUCAAUAUGGCCGAAUCUGAAAUCAAGAUCAAACUCAAUCAAGGUCAUCUUGAAGAGUUAUUGGACUAUGAUCAACUUUCCAUUGAACGACAAGCAGGUCGAACAUUCCCAAUGUUUGAAGAAGGAUCUAUUCAUUUUUUACCAACUUAUAAGUAUGAUGCUGGUACAAAUCGAUAUGACACAAGUGCCAAACGUCGUGCUCCUUCUUGGACGGAUCGUAUUCUUUGGAAAAAACCCUUGGAUCAACAUAAAUCAAUGCUAAAAUUAUUAUCUUAUAAUAAUUGUAUGGAAAUGAUGCUAAGUGAUCAUAAGCCAGUUCAAGCCAUCUUUGAUGCAAAGGUUCGACAUAUUGAUAGUCAAAGACAGAUGGAUACACGACAAAGUUUGAUUCGACAAUUGAUUGAAACCACAGAUAAUUUGACAAAAGGACAAAUCUCGACCUCAUUUAUUGAAUUUGGUGAUGUUCAAUUUAUGGAAUACAAAGAAAAAACGAUUGUACUGGAAAAUAUUGGACAAGUGGUAGCGCCAUUCCGGUUUAUAUCAAAGAUGGAUGAAGAACAAGUUUGCCCUGCUUGGUUACAAGUUAGUCCUCAACAAGGUGUGCUUGGUCCUGGUGAAAAGGUAGUGAUUCAAUUUGAAUUGAUGAUUGAUGCAUCCAUCUCUGCUCCAUUCAAUGAAGGUAAACAAGAAAUUAACGAUAUCCUGGUUCUACGAUUGGAAAAUGGAAAAGAUUUCUUUAUUGUCGUUUCUGGAAAAUAUAUACCUACUUGCUUUGGUGUACCUCUGGACAGUCUGGCUCAGAUGACUAUCCCUAUUCAAGACGUUUUAUCAUCCUCUUUAUCUCCAUCUCUGAAAAAAUCGGCAAGCAAAUCAUCAGGUUCCCCUUCAUCUAGUGAACAAGGUCACAUACAACAACAAGCAAACCUACCUAAAGAAUUAUGGCGCAUCUUAACAUUCCUUUGGAAUAAAAAUAUGCUUUCUAUGGACAAUUUAUUUUUGGCACAUGGUGAUCGAGUUAUAUCUGAAUAUAUUCGAAAAUGCCUAGACUCUGGUGAUUCUUUCGAUACAUCGAUUCUAUUGGGUGUAGUGGCAAGUGAUUUAGAAUCCACACAAAUCGAUAACAGCAAUAAUGAAAGUAUUGGUGCAAACUCUAUGAUUGAUGUACUGGUAGCCUUCUUGGAAUGUUUACCUGAACCUGUGAUUCCAACUGAUAUGUAUAGUCGUGCCCUGGCGGCCUCUGACUCUGAUGAUCAAGUGAAAUUGUUGAAAGAAGACCUCCCUCAUCUCCACCUCAACGUAUUAUUAUAUAUCACAAGUUUCUUGACAGAUGCUAUUAAAUAUGCUCCCUCUUCUUUCAAAGAAGAACGUAGAAAACAUAUAGUGUCCACAUUUACUGUACUCUUACGACCCCAUGUUGGAUUCAAGGAAACUAAUCCAGCAUUAGCAAGAUUGAAACGAGAAAAGUUUAUAGACAAACUUUUACAAAUUUGA